Molecule: messenger RNA, 1156 nt
Organism: Vitrella brassicaformis
Lineage: Eukaryota; Vitrellaceae
Source: the annotation of a GenBank genome assembly
AUGUAUUCAGCACUCAUCGUUCUCAAAGACCUAUAUGGCUUCCAGCUCAAGGAGGACGGCAGCGCACUUAUCAUGAUCUACGACAGCGAAAUGUUCGAUCUCUCUGGCGUCGUCGACGGAGGCAAGAAGGAGGCCAGAGUCGCGGGGGCUAUUGUGCAAGAGAUUGACCCACAGGGCAACGUGGUAAGUAAGCCACACACACCAGAGAGAGAGAGAGAGAGAGAGUCGGGGCCUUGCACACGAGUCGUGUGUCUCUCUGGUGUGGUUGUAUGUUUGUGUUUGCCAGGUCUUUGAGUGGCGCAGCUGGGACGGCUACACGUGGCAGUUCAGGGUGACCAAGAAGAGCCUGGACACCUUCCGCAAGGACCGCCGGGAGGGUGAGAUCGUCAGAUCGACAGGCGGAGUGAUAGAGGUAUGUACGUAUACACAGUGUUGUCUAUCCAUGUGUGUGCGUGUCUGUGUGUGUGCGUGUUGUGUAGGGUGACGCCAGUGAUUGGGUGAGGCCUCCAACCACUCAAUCAUCCAGCUCGACGCUCCAGUCGGCCCGACGACGGGGGUAGUGGCCGUGUCUCCAUGUCUCUGUGUCUCUGUCCGUGUCAGGGAUCGCUGCCUUCAUUUUAUAUCUGCGGAGACCUCAACAACGCCAACUCGCCACUGAGUCCUCACUCGUCGAUCUGCCUGUAGGUCUGUAGGUCUGUCUGUCUGUCUGCCUGUAUGUCUUCUUGCGCUGUGUCCUUUGCAGGCUUCAUGGCACAUUCUCACCUGAGCUGACGGCCCAAGGCUCGGCCCUCAGUACGCGAGCGUCAGCGACCAGAUGAGUGGACAAAGCUGCUCGAGCGGCGUUGCGUGCCUUGCAAGACAGAGGUCCAUCACCGUCAUGGACUCGUCCUUCACCGGCGGGAGCGGAUGAAAGCAGGCAGUUGGCCAGCGUUCAUUGGAUGGAGACUCUGUGUCAUCUGUAAAGGUGGGUGUCGAUGUCGUAUCGCUCUCCGCCGGUGGCUGCGGUGCGGUGCGGGUGCAUUUCUGUCGAUGGCUGCACUGAUGUAUGAGAGCGAAGAAACGUUUGUCAGGGGUGCAUGUGCGUGUUCUGUCCGGGUGUGGGGAGUGAGGUAAGCUAAGCGAUGACCGUCAAUGAACGACAUACCAUUGAUUGAAG